This is a messenger RNA of Volvox carteri f. nagariensis, 756 nucleotides long. RefSeq lists its product as uncharacterized. NCBI's taxonomy places the organism in Eukaryota, Viridiplantae, Chlorophyta, Chlorophyceae, Chlamydomonadales, Volvocaceae. The transcript is spliced from 5 exons. The record is from RefSeq and is a predicted model, not a curated record. The coding region runs from base 1 to 513 and encodes 170 amino acids.
AUGGGAACCAAGAGACUCGCUACUGUAGAUGCGCCGUCUCCGCCGCCGGCGAAGCAGCCGCACUCGGAAUUAAGCGUGCCCGGAACCGCUGCAAGCUCAACAUCCACUGCGACUCCGACUAGCCCCGCCUCGUGCAGCGCUCCCGCUCUGAGCCGAUGGAGCACCCUUCGUGAGCAGAGUGUUAGCCUGGCGGGCGGUGAUCUCACUAACCUACUUUUCGUUGACGAUGUGUCACUGGUAGCGACAGGGCACGAUAGAGCUGAAUGCCUUCUGGGGCUACUCGAAGCCUACUGCAAAGCGACGGGUAUGGCCGCGAAUGCCGCCAAGUGCGAGGUCCUCAUUUUUGGGGGUGCUACACGAAUUACCGGAGCCAAGGCGUGUCACUAUAUGAACUGGAUGGGAGCUGCCCCGUCAAGGGGCUUUGUGACUGUGGAGCGGUUGAAGAUGAGUUGCAUGUUUUCGAAGAAUGUCCCGCUUACAAGAGCAUACGGGCUAAGUAUGAUGGUGACCUAGUCCUUAGGGGGCGCAGCAUGCGCACCACUAUGACUGAGGCGCCACCCCUGGCAUUGGCCAGGUACCUCUCGGAAAUCUGGGAGGCCAGGCACAUCGCACUGAGGCGCUUCACCCUGAAGUGGACGAGGGAGAAUGAAGAUGACCUCCCGCGUACCCGCAUCAAUACCAAUACAACAUCCAUGGCCCCCCCGGCUUUUACGGACACACCCACACUUUGUGUGCGGAACUUGUAACUUGUAACUU